Molecule: messenger RNA, 470 nt
Organism: Rubroshorea leprosula
Lineage: Eukaryota; Viridiplantae; Streptophyta; Magnoliopsida; Malvales; Dipterocarpaceae
Source: the annotation of a GenBank genome assembly
AGUCGCGCUUACCGGUUAUAGCUGACCGCCGCGAAAACAACCUCAGCUCAAAAUCACUCUCCCUUCACUUUUUCGCUUCAAGCAAAGUACAAGAGAUAUGGGAACCAGAGGGGUCAUUGGGGAUAAGUGGUCGAUGAGGAUUCUCUGGCUCUGUGCAAUUGGAAGUGCCAUCAGCCUGUAUAUGGUUGCUGUAGAAAGACAAACACAGAACCGAGAACGGAUGCUGGCUGAAAGUUUAAAGGCCAUGGAAUCGGAUGGUAGCAGUGAGGAACUUUGAAUCUUUCCAUGCUUAAAUGUGAGUUGAGUUACUAAUAACAACUCGUUAAAGACCUUCAGAAUUUUAUAUCAGGAUUCAGUAUAACCUUUUGUUAAAAAGGUUUCUCAUGUAUGGAUUCCAAAUCUUGUGCUAUGGAUCUUUUAAUUUUGAGUUUUAAUGCAAUAUUGUGGAUCAAUUAAGCUCUGCAUUUAAC